UCGAGAGUGUGUUCGUCCGCUAGCCGGCCCGGAAAAAGAGGACCAGAGUCUCUGGAGCCCGCGUACCCCUAGCUCUCAGGAGGAGCCCAGCGCUAAGAGCGAGGAAAAAUAAAAAUGACUGGGCGAGCCAGAGCCAGAGCGAGAGGAAGGGCCCGAGGUCAGGAGACGGUACAACAUGUUGGUGGUGCUGCUAGUCAGCAGCCUGGUUAUAGUCAGCCUAGACCCCAGCAGCCACCGGCAGAGGGGGAAUUAGUUGGCCGUGGACGACAGAGAGGAGGAACAGUAGGAGCAACAGCCAAGUCACAAGAACUUCAGAUAUCUGCUGGAUUUCAGGAGUUAUCAUUAGCAGAGAGAGGAGGUCGUCGUAGAGAUUUUCAUGAUCUUGGUGUGAAUACAAGACAGAACCUAGACCAUGUUAAAGAAUCAAAAACAGGUUCUUCAGGCAUUAUAGUGAGGUUAAGUACUAACCAUUUCCGAUUGACAUCACGUCCCCAGUGGGCCUUAUAUCAGUAUCACAUUGACUAUAACCCACUGAUGGAAGCCAGACGACUUCGUUCAGCUCUUCUUUUUCAACACGAAGAUCUAAUUGGAAGGUGUCAUGCUUUUGAUGGAACAAUAUUAUUUUUACCUAAAAGACUACAGCACAAGGUUACUGAAGUUUUUAGUCAGACCCGAAAUGGAGAGCACGUGAGGAUUACAAUUACUUUAACAAAUGAACUUCCACCCACAUCACCAACUUGUUUGCAGUUCUAUAAUAUUAUUUUCAGGAGGCUUUUGAAAAUCAUGAAUUUGCAACAAAUUGGACGGAAUUAUUAUAACCCAAGUGAUCCCAUUGAUAUUCCAAAUCAUAGGUUGGUGAUUUGGCCUGGCUUCACUACUUCUAUUCUUCAGUAUGAAAACAACAUCAUGCUUUGCACUGAUGUUAGUCAUAAAGUCCUUCGAAGUGAGACUGUUCUAGAUUUCAUGUUCAACUUUUAUCAUCAAACUGAAGAACAUAAAUUUCAAGAACAAGUUUCUAAGGAACUAAUAGGUUUAAUUGUUCUUACCAAGUAUAACAAUAAAACAUACAGAGUAGAUGAUAUUGAUUGGGACCAGAAUCCAAAGAGCACCUUUAAAAAAGCUGACGGCUCUGAAGUCAGCUUCUUAGAGUAUUACAGGAAGCAAUAUAACCAAGAGAUCACCGACUUGAAGCAGCCAGUCUUGGUCAGCCAGCCCAAGAGAAGGAGAGGCCCUGGGGGCACAUUGCCAGGCCCUGCAAUGCUCAUUCCUGAGCUCUGCUACCUUACAGGUCUGACUGAUAAAAUGCGUAAUGAUUUUAAUGUAAUGAAAGAUUUAGCUGUUCAUACAAGACUGACUCCAGAACAAAGGCAACGUGAAGUAGGAAGACUCAUUGAUUAUAUUCAUAAAGAUGAUAAUGUGCAAAGGGAGCUUCGAGACUGGGGUUUGAGCUUUGACUCCAACUUACUGUCCUUCUCAGGAAGAAUUUUGCAAGCAGAAAAGAUUCACCAAGGUGGAAAAACAUUUGAUUACAAUCCACAAUUUGCAGAUUGGUCAAAAGAAACAAGAGGUGCACCAUUAAUUAGCGUUAAGCCACUAGAUAACUGGUUAUUGAUCUAUACUAGAAGAAAUUACGAAGCAGCCAAUUCACUGAUACAAAAUCUAUUUAAAGUUACACCAGCAAUGGGAAUACAAAUGAAAAAAGCAAUAAUGAUUGAAGUAGAUGAUAGAACUGAAGCCUAUCUGAGAGUCUUACAGCAAAAGGUUACAUCAGAUACCCAGAUAGUUGUUUGUCUGUUGUCAAGUAAUCGGAAGGACAAAUAUGAUGCUAUUAAGAAAUACUUAUGUACAGAUUGUCCUACACCAAGUCAGUGUGUGGUAGCCCGAACCUUAGGCAAACAGCAAACCGUCAUGGCCAUUGCUACAAAGAUUGCCCUGCAAAUGAAUUGCAAGAUGGGAGGAGAGCUUUGGAGGGUUGAUAUGCCUCUGAAGCUAGCAAUGAUAGUUGGCAUUGAUUGCUACCAUGACACUACAGCUGGACGGAGGUCAAUUGCAGGAUUCGUUGCCAGCAUCAAUGAAGGAAUGACCCGCUGGUUCUCGCGAUGCGUAUUUCAAGAUAGAGGACAAGAGCUAGUGGAUGGGCUCAAAGUCUGCUUGCAAGCUGCUCUGAGGGCUUGGAAUAGCUGCAAUGAAUACAUGCCUAGUCGAAUUAUUGUGUAUCGGGAUGGUGUAGGAGAUGGUCAGCUUAAAACAUUGGUUAACUACGAAGUACCACAGUUUUUGGAUUGCCUAAAAUCUGUCGGUAGGGGUUACAACCCAAGACUAACAGUAAUUGUGGUGAAGAAACGAGUGAAUGCCAGAUUUUUUGCUCAGUCUGGAGGAAGACUUCAAAAUCCACUUCCUGGAACAGUUAUUGAUGUAGAGGUUACCAGACCAGAAUGGUACGAUUUUUUUAUCGUGAGCCAGGCUGUGAGAAGUGGUAGUGUUUCUCCCACACAUUAUAAUGUCAUCUAUGAUAGCAGUGGCCUGAAGCCAGACCACAUACAGCGGUUGACUUAUAAGCUAUGUCAUAUCUAUUAUAACUGGCCAGGUGUCAUUCGUGUUCCUGCUCCUUGCCAGUAUGCGCACAAACUGGCUUUCCUUGUUGGCCAGAGUAUUCACAGAGAACCAAAUCUGUCGCUGUCAAAUCGUCUUUACUACCUCUAACCUACAGAAGAAGACAAGAUGUAACUGUCUUUUCUUAAAAUUAUAACUUUGGGAUUUUUGUAAGCUUUUAUUUUUUUAACUGUUAUCUUUCUAGAUGAAACUUGGGAAGGGAAUUAGAAGAUCUCAGAAUUUUAUUUGUAAGAUUGCUAUUCACUGACUUCUUAUUUUAUAGGUAAAAAUUAAGAUUUUAUAUUUUAUCUUGUUUCUCAUAAGUCAUGAGGAUUUUUGUUUGUUUUGACAAAAUGGAAAAGUACUUUGUAUUUAUAAACAGACUCUAAAAGUAUUUGAAAAGUGUUUGGGGGUUUUCUUAACUACUUCAGUAGUUUUCUUUCACUACUUCCAGGAGUGAGCAAGUCCUACUUACAAACCUAUAUUAACUUUAUUUUUUAAAUAUUUAUUUUGAAUUUAAAGGAGAGAAGGCAUAAAGUACAAUGGUGGGUAGGGUUUUAUUUGAGUAUUUGAUACCUCAUAUUUUAAAGAUAGAAACUACCAAUAAAUAACCUAUACAUAAGACAGAGAGGGAAAUAUGCUCAUUUUUUAAUUUCUUUUCAAGGGCUAGAUGAUAUGGGGUAAAAAAAGAUAGUUUUUAAUUUCUGUUCAAAGAAACAUUUUAAGACUCUUUAACAAAAGAGGCCAAUAUUGAAGGUCUAUAUUAUAAUAUAUUACUAUUUAUUUUGUUUUGCCAUUAGGACGCCAUUCUAUUUGUUACAAAAUAAAAUUGAAGUGAUUGUUAACCUUA
This is a messenger RNA of Nycticebus coucang (slow loris), 3442 nucleotides long. RefSeq names its product piwi like RNA-mediated gene silencing 1 (gene PIWIL1). Lineage: Eukaryota; Metazoa; Chordata; Mammalia; Primates; Lorisidae. The record is from RefSeq and is a predicted model, not a curated record. The transcript is spliced from 21 exons. Gene Ontology annotation, molecular function: piRNA binding; protein binding. Bases 115 to 2703 code for a protein of 862 amino acids. Gene Ontology annotation, cellular component: P granule. Gene Ontology annotation, biological process: regulatory ncRNA-mediated gene silencing.